This is a messenger RNA of Ziziphus jujuba (common jujube), 1075 nucleotides long. RefSeq names its product proteasome subunit beta type-1. The coding region runs from base 127 to 798 and encodes 223 amino acids. Gene Ontology annotation, cellular component: proteasome core complex. The transcript is spliced from 7 exons. The record is from RefSeq and is a predicted model, not a curated record. NCBI's taxonomy places the organism in Eukaryota, Viridiplantae, Streptophyta, Magnoliopsida, Rosales, Rhamnaceae.
AAGACACCGUAAGCGAGAUCUGAAAUAAACAAAGUAGAGCAGAUUAUUUCGCUUUCUUUCUCGCCCUAACGCACUGCUUUGCUUGCUCUCUCCCUCUUCGUCGCUCUUUUCUGAAACCUAUUCACCAUGACCAAGCAGCAAGCUAACUGGUCCCCUUAUGACAACAAUGGCGGAUCCUGUGUGGCAAUCGCCGGAGCUGAUUACUGUGUGAUCGCCGCCGAUACUAGGAUGUCGACUGGUUACAGUAUUCUCACCCGUGAAUACUCCAAAAUCUGCAAACUAGCUGACAAAUCUGUAAUGGCCUCUUCUGGUUUUCAAGCCGAUGUGAAAGCUUUGCAGAAGUUAUUGGCUGCUAGGCACUUGAUCUAUCAGCAUCAACAUAACAAGCAAAUGAGCUGCCCUGCAAUGGCUCAACUACUCUCCAACACCCUGUACUACAAACGUUUUUUCCCCUAUUAUUCUUUCAAUGUUUUGGGCGGUCUUGAUAAUGAAGGUAAGGGUUGUGUCUUCACAUAUGAUGCUGUGGGUUCCUACGAGCGGGUUGGAUAUAGCUCUCAAGGUUCUGGUUCCACACUUAUUAUGCCUUUUCUUGAUAACCAACUAAAGUCUCCCAGCCCUCUCUUGUUGCCUGCUCAGGAUGCUGUCACGCCACUUUCAGAAGCAGAAGCGGUUGAUUUGGUCAAAACUGUCUUUGCAUCUGCAACUGAGAGGGAUAUUUAUACUGGAGACAAGCUUGAAAUUGUCAUUCUAAAUGCUGAUGGUAUUCGGCGUGAAUACAUGGAACUCAGGAAAGAUUAAGUUUUGUUCGCAACCAUGUUGCUGGCCUCAAUUAAGCAUAGGAUUUGCGUGCUACCAUUGGAUGGCUCUGCAUUCAAUAUUCUUGUUCUGAUGUCUUUAAUUGUGGUUUAGCUUUUCGAUGAAUGAGUCCCGUUGAACACAAUUGCAUUUUCCUAGUGACAGAAGUGAAAUGGUGUUGUCUUUAUUGGACGUGAGUUUCUUGUAUUUAUUUAAACUGUAUUGAGAUACUUUAAAAUGCAGUUAACUUUACCCCAGAUAUACAUCUGAUAUUGGUGUU